Messenger RNA from Triticum dicoccoides, 654 nucleotides. RefSeq lists its product as uncharacterized. The record is from RefSeq and is a predicted model, not a curated record. NCBI's taxonomy places the organism in Eukaryota, Viridiplantae, Streptophyta, Magnoliopsida, Poales, Poaceae. The transcript has 2 exons. Bases 1 to 603 code for a protein of 200 amino acids. Gene Ontology annotation, molecular function: nucleic acid binding.
AUGAAUCGGCAGGCGAACGACAAACGGACGCGCGGCCGUUUUGAUCGGGUCCCCUUCCAGGCUGCGCUCGGCGGCGGAGGGCGGGUCACCCUCCAGGAGGCGGUCAGGGCAGCGGGACUGGACUGGGAGGGCCGCCUGCACUGCGGACUGGACGACGCGCGCAACACGGCGCGGCUUCUUGUUGAGCUGAUGCGGCGCGGGGUCAAGAUGACCAUCACCGGUUCGCUGGCGCCGCCGCCGCCGAUCCAGCAGAAGGAGCAGCCCCCGCAGCUUCUCACAAGCUCUUGCGGUGGCUCAUCUGUGCUGGCGCCGCUGCCGAUGAUCCAGCAGAAGCAGCAGUCGCCGCAGCUUCGCACAAGACCUUGCGGUGGCUCAUCGGCACUGGCGCCGCCGCUGAUCCAGCAGAAGCAGCAGCCGCCGCAGCCACACAUGAUAAGCCCCUGCGGCGGCUCCUCUGCGACGUGCUUCUGCUACUGCAGGGUACCGACCAGAGGAGGCGUGGUGUCCGUGCCAGGGCCGAUGCAGGGCAAGUGCUUCUUCGGGUGUGGCAACUGGACGCCGGCCAUGGGACCCGUGUGCCCCUACUUCGUAUGGACCAACUGAAUGAACCACCCAUGGCAGGGCACCAGAAUCAGUGUAGCUCAGCUGUUAGUG